AUGAUGCUGGAAAAAUUCGCCCAGCGUCAUGAGGAUUGCGUGCUUUUUGCAUCGCCUCAGCAUGCGUCACAAUGUCGUGACUUCAUGCGCGCUAUGAAACAGCGCGAAUCGCCAGGCUCCCCCACACUGCCUGUCCGCGUUGUCCGCUUUUCCGUACUAGCACACCCGACCCAGGACAGCACUACGGUACGUGUUCCGGACCCCUCGGAUGCCACCAUCCGUCUGUACAUUGUGCUCUUUGACCGCGACGUGUUCCCACUCGCGAAACAAUUCUGGCAGCACACUGGCGUAGGGAUUUCAAGCCGUAUUGCUGACGAAUGCAUGCGGAUUCUGGCGCAUAACGAAGCGCUUCUUGAGCCCUGCGGCGGCCGUUGUGCACCCAGUCCAUCUCUUGGACCGCGCCGUGGCUCCUCCUCAUCCGCAUCAGCCUCAGCCGGUGUGACUGCUCGUGGCGGUGGAUUUGGCCGCACACGCUAUCAAUCACGAGGAAUAGAUGCAUGGGGUUCCUCAGUGCCUUCGUCACGACGCACGUCCCGAAGUUCCUCGACAGCGGCACUUCAUGAACCAGCUGCUUCCGAAGACGAAGAGCUCGCAUAUGAGCAUGACGUGUUUGUAGAAGAGCGCUUUGGGCGUAAUUUGCCGAUCGCACUUGCCCAAGAUGCGAAGAUCGCAUUGCGCAGGCGCAUUGCUGGUACACUCGUGGGCGAAUUGGCAGAAGAACCUGUUGAACGCGCAGUAAGUGCUCGCCAAGUGUCGGGUGUUAGCGAGAACGACGUCUUUUUGUUCCCUACUGGAAUGAAUAGCAUCUAUCAUGCACACCAAACCCUCAUGCUAGAGCGUGCGAUGAUACAGCAAGGCGUUCCGAUGACGAAGAAGGCUAUCCAAGCAGCCAUGCGUACAAUGGCGGAUCCCAGCUUUGUCGGACCUAAACAAACCAUUGGAAAAUCAGUAUGCUUUGGUUUCCCGUACACGGACACGCUUAAGGUGUUGCAAAAGUGGGGUCCCGGGUGCCACUUCUUCGGGCGUGGCACGGACGAUGACUUGGACAAGCUUGAGGCACUUCUUGCCCAGCAAGACGACCAAGCGCCCAAAAUCCAUGCGCUCUUCUGUGAAUUCCCUAGCAAUCCUUUGCUUCGAUCUGCAGACCUGCCGCGAAUUCGACGACUCGCCGACAAGUAUGACUUUUCCGUGGUGAUUGACGAGACGGUCGGCAACUUUGUGAAUGUGGAAGUAUUGCCGUACGCCGACAUGGUGGUAUCCAGUCUAACGAAGGUGUUCUCCGGCGAUUGUAAUGUGAUGGGUGGCUCCCUCGUACUGAAUCCACAGUCAAAACGCGUUGAAUCUUUGAGAGCCGUCUUGUCAGCAAACUAUCAAGACACAUUCUGGAUGGAAGAUGCAAUCUUCCUUGAGCGGAACUCGCGCGACUUUGUUGCUCGUAUUUCGCGCAUCGACCGCAAUGCUGAGGCCAUUUCUGACUAUAUGUUUUCUCAAAGCCAAGCUGGCGGUAUGAAAGACAGUAUCAUUUCGUCUGUGUACUAUCCCAAAUACGUGACACGACAUCACUACGAGACGUGCCGUCGGAAGCAGCCCUAUGAUACCAGCAGUGAAGGGGCGAAGCAAGGUGGCUUUGGCGGACUUUUGUCAAUUGAAUUUGUCACCAGUACCACAGCGCAGGUGUUUUAUGACUCCCUCGCUUGUGCCAAAGGACCGUCGCUGGGCACAAACUGCACGUUGGCAUGUCCUUACACAUUGCUUGCACAUUACGCAGAACUGGACUGGGCUGCUGAGAUGGAUGUGAGUGACAAGCUUGUGCGUGUUAGCAUUGGUCUGGAAGAGACCAAUGCAUUACUGCACGUCUUUGCGACAGCGUUAGAUGCAGCGCGCCAAGCCCAGGCUCAGGCUCAGACUGUAUAA
Messenger RNA from Malassezia globosa CBS 7966, 1914 nucleotides. RefSeq lists its product as uncharacterized. Gene Ontology annotation, molecular function: pyridoxal phosphate binding; cystathionine gamma-synthase activity. NCBI's taxonomy places the organism in Eukaryota, Fungi, Basidiomycota, Malasseziomycetes, Malasseziales, Malasseziaceae. Gene Ontology annotation, biological process: transsulfuration. The record is from RefSeq and is a predicted model, not a curated record. The transcript has a single exon. Bases 1 to 1914 code for a protein of 637 amino acids.